AUGUCAGCGUCUAAUGAAAAUGAACAAGAAUAUGAUAAUCAAUCCAGAACUCAAAGCUUAAAGUAUCGUAGUAGACCAGCUGUUCCUUUAGUUCGAAUUGAUUCUAACAUUCUUGAUAAUUCACCAACUAUUGUCCAAACUACUACUUAUCCACCACGAAAUCAUCAUGAUAAUUUAUCAACUAUAGAUUUAGGAAUUUAUAAUCAAUUGAAACAACAUGAUUCAAAACAUAUUGCAAGCUUUUCGAGUGCUGAAGAUAUAUUUUAUGAAGCUUCACCAACAUUAAGAGAUUUAGAACCACUUCAACUACAACCACCACCACCAACCGUUGAUGAUUCAAGAUAUUUUCCAUCUUUAUUGGAAGAAACAAAUUAUCCAACAAUCUCAGUAAUCAUGGAGCCCCAUAUGACAAAACCAUUGCAGAAGGGAUAUGAUUUAGAUUUACAAAUAUCAACCGAUCCAAUGAUGAUUCCUAAUACUGGUCCAUUUUAUAAUGAUAGAGAUGAAGAAAGUUUUGAAGAUAAUGAAGUUCUGGCAUUACUUCGUAUAAUCGAAUAUGAAAUAAAACUUGAGAAUGAAACUAUUGAAUCCAUUUCUUGGCCAUCAAAAGUUGGAAGUUGGUUUAAAGGUAUGUUUACUAGAACUGAUUAUGAAAAAGAAUAUCCUUGGACUACUUUUAUUACUCGAUCGGAAAGUCCUCCCCUGGAAUUGAAACAAGAUGAUGUUCAUUUAGAUGAAAUCUUUCAAAAUAUCUAUAAUUCUUAUUAG
This is a messenger RNA of Hemisphaericaspora subhashii, 768 nucleotides long. RefSeq lists its product as uncharacterized. Lineage: Eukaryota; Fungi; Ascomycota; Pichiomycetes; Serinales; Debaryomycetaceae. The transcript has a single exon. Bases 1 to 768 code for a protein of 255 amino acids. The record is from RefSeq and is a predicted model, not a curated record.